This is a messenger RNA of Aphanomyces invadans, 956 nucleotides long. RefSeq lists its product as hypothetical. Bases 7 to 864 code for a protein of 285 amino acids. NCBI's taxonomy places the organism in Eukaryota, Oomycota, Saprolegniomycetes, Saprolegniales, Verrucalvaceae. The record is from RefSeq and is a predicted model, not a curated record. The transcript has a single exon.
GGUGGCAUGGGGAAGAAACGCACCGCCCCGAACGAGACGACGCCAGUGAUAUCGGCGGUGCCGCUCGCUGUCCCUGUCAGUGAAGCUUCUUAUGGCACCCUUUCGACGUACUACACUGUCCCGGAGGAGCGCAAGCCAGACUGCUUCUGGUUUGCAGUCACGAGUCCGUUCCAGUGGCUGACUUGGAAGAUGGCGAUGUUUCACACUGCCAACUUGCUCCUGUCGGUCGUUGCUUUUGGUGUCAUUUCGUUUUGUCUCUCGCUGGGGCUGGCGCUAUUGCCUCUAUGCUGCAUCGGCGUCGUCGUGUUCAAGUUCCUCAUGUACCUCGUCUACUUCAUCGCUCAGGCGGACGCGUUGUUGUACAACGUGAUUGCUCCGACCCAUCAGCACAUUUCGGUCGGGUUUUCCUGUCCUCGCGGUGGAUUCGCGUAUGAAGGCAUCCGUGUGACGCCGGCAUUGACCACGUUUUCGCGUGACGGGCUCGUUGCGAUCAUGUACUACCUCUUGGUCAAGUUUCCUUUGGCCAUCUUGUUUAGCGGGUCGCUGCUUAUGCUUUUCUCUGUGGCUAUUUCCUUCAUCUCGUUCCCGUGGACGUUUCCGGCGCAAUGGGACUUCGAUGGAGCCGAUUUUCAACUCCUGGGCCGACCCAUCACUGAAGACGACGCCCCGUAUAUGCUUGUCGUGGGUGUGCUGUUUCUAUAUCUCGCCAUCUUCGUUCUGCACAUGUGCGCGCGCAUCGUCCAAUCCAUCACCAGAUUCUGCACGUGCGAGUACUUCAGUGUUUUCGGGUACGCGCACUCAAACCGCGGCUUCAGCUCUGGCCAGCCCAUUCAGGGCCAGCAUACUUUGUACGUGCAGAUUUAGCUCUCGACGAGUGCAUGACACAAUGUCUUGGCGCAAUAAGCAGUGUCAUUCUCAUAAAUAAUGUUGAAUUUUGACACUGUAUUUUCAGCCCA